Molecule: messenger RNA, 1382 nt
Organism: Cucurbita moschata (crookneck pumpkin)
Lineage: Eukaryota; Viridiplantae; Streptophyta; Magnoliopsida; Cucurbitales; Cucurbitaceae
Product: peroxisomal adenine nucleotide carrier 1-like
Exons: 5
Coding region: 128-1081 (317 amino acids)
Biological process (GO): ATP transport; peroxisome organization; ADP transport
Cellular component (GO): peroxisomal membrane
Molecular function (GO): ADP transmembrane transporter activity; ATP transmembrane transporter activity
Source: RefSeq, a predicted model, not a curated record
AUUCUCUUACUCGGCAAUUCAUCGUCUUCUUCAUUUGUUUGUCUCCGUAUAAAUUCGUACCUACCCAAACAAGAGAAUACCGUUUGAAUUUGCUCGAAAUUUGAUUCAUCAGAGCAGAGAGAGAGCCAUGAGUUUUGAUCUCGAAUCUCUCUCGGAGGCCACUUCUGGUGCGAUUGGUUCGCUUGUCAGCACCACCAUCUUGUACCCGCUUGAUACCUGCAAGUCCAAAUACCAAGCCGAGGUUCGAAGCCAUGGACAACGGAGAUACAGGUAUCUUUCAGAUGUGUUAUGGGAAGCGAUAAAAUCGAAUCAAGUUCUUUCGCUGUACCAGGGACUGGGAACCAAAAAUCUACAAUCUUUUGUUUCUCAGUUCCUGUACUUCUAUGGAUAUAGCUACUUCAAGAAACUAUAUCUGGCAAAAACUGGGGCUAAAUCAAUUGGAACCAAAGCAAACCUUUUACUUGCUGCUGCUGCUGGAGCUUGCAAUGCCAUUUUAACUCAGCCCCUGGAUACCGCCUCCUCUAGAAUGCAGACAAGUGCCUUCGGAAAAUCGAAAGGGCUUUUCACGACACUGACCGAGGGCAGUUGGAGUGAUGCAUUCGAUGGCCUUGGAGUUUCCUUGCUGCUGACUUCAAACCCUGCCAUUCAGUAUACAGUAUUUGAUCAGCUGAAGCAGAACCUCCUCAAAGGAAACCAAAACAAAACAGAACAAGGUUCAUCUCCAGUAGUCCUUUCUGCCUUUACAGCUUUUGUACUCGGUGCAAUUUCGAAAAGUAUUGCCACCAUUUUGACAUAUCCUGCAAUCAGGUGUAAGGUGAUGAUCCAAGCAGCACACGACGAUGAAACCAAAGACAACCGUCCAAAGGUCCGACGAACAGUUCCGGGCGUCGUCCAUUCAAUAUGGAGAAGAGAAGGAAUACCCGGAUUUUUCAAGGGAUUGCAAGCACAGAUCUUGAAAACUGUACUUAGUUCAGCUCUGCUUUUGAUGAUCAAAGAGAAGAUCACUUCAACUACGUGGGUUCUAAUACUUGCAGCCAGAAGGUAUCUAUUUCUCACAAGGCAUAGACUAAAAAGUAGCUGAAAACUGUCCAUAAAGACCAAGAACAUGUGAAGAAGAAGAAGAAGAAGAAGCAAUAACAAUGGAAUAAGCACCAUUCCCAAGGAGAUAAUGCAAGGUUAGUGUUGGUUUUAUCAAAAUAAAAUUUACUCUUUGGAUCUUGUUUAGAGGAUUAUAUGCUCAGUUAGAACAUGACUGUAGGCUUUGAUUAGACUAAGCCAAUGCCAUGAAUUUUUGUUGAAUUAGCACAAAGUAACUUAGUUUGUAACCAUACAUUUCAUUCUACAUAAAUUCUAUCUAAAGCCUGUUGGGGGAUUAGUAAUCA